This is a messenger RNA of Paramecium octaurelia, 1113 nucleotides long. The record is from the annotation of a GenBank genome assembly. NCBI's taxonomy places the organism in Eukaryota, Ciliophora, Oligohymenophorea, Peniculida, Parameciidae.
AUGAAUUAAAUUUUGUAAAUACCUCCAAAGUAUUAUGCAAAUUACAAUAAGAGUCAACCAAAGGAAUAUUGGGACUAUGAUAAUUUUGAGAAUGAAUGGGGAGUAUCAACUAAAUAAUUAAUGUUAAUAGGAUAGUGAUUAAUAUGAGGUGAUAAGGAAGAUAGGGAGGGGAAAAUAUUCAGAUGUGUAUGAAGGAAUCAAAUAUCCCUAAGGGACAAGAGUAGUGAUUAAAGUGUUGAAACCAGUGAAGAAAUAGAAAAUAAAAAGAGAAACUAAAAUAUUACUCACAAUUAGAGGUCAUCCAAAUGUGAUAGAGUUGUCAGAUAUUGUUAGAGAUCCAUCAUCUAAAACACCAUGUUUGAUUUUUGAUUACAUCGAUCAUGUCGAUUUUAGAAGUUUGUUCCCUAAACUAACUGAUAUUGAUAUAAGAUUCUACCUUUUUGAAUUAAUUAAAGCCUUAGACUAUUGUCAUUCCAAAGGCAUAAUGCAUAGAGAUGUAAAACCACAAAAUAUAAUUGUUGAUCCAAAAAAGAAAUUGUUAAAAUUACUUGAUUUUGGUUUGGCUGAAUAUUACCAUCCAGGACAAGAUUACAACGUGAGAGUUGCUUCACGUUAUUUCAAAGGACCAGAAUUAUUGGUUGACAACAUAUAUUAUGAUUAUUCAUUGGACAUAUGGAGCACUGGAGCUAUGAUGGCAUCUAUGGUAACUGAUUUAGAUAAACUUAGAUCUUUAAAAAAGAACCAUUUUUUUAAGGAUAGGAUAAUUACGAUUAAUUAGUAGUAAUUUCGAAGGUGUUGGGUACUGAAGAGUUACAAGCGUACAUUAAGAAAUAUCGAAUUAGAUUGGAUCCUGUAUUGGAAUCUAAAUUAGGAAAGUAAAAAUCAAAUCUCACUUUUAAUAGUUAUCCAAAAAAAGAGUGGGUUAAAUUUAUUAAUGCAGAAAAUAAACAUUUAUGUGGUGAUGAGGCUAUCGAUAUUCUUUCAAGAAUGCUUGUUUAUGAUCAUGUAAGACUACUCUCUAUUUCAGGCCCUCAGAAUUACACCAAAAGAUGCAAUGGAUCAUCCAUAUUUCUUACCUGUCAAAGGCAAAUGAUUAUCAUUGUUAUUAAAUUU